AUGGGCGGAGGCCAUUUCAAGAUCGCGUUGGCGCUGAUAGAAGCUGGUUCUUCUAUCGAGUACGGCACUACCGUUAGCGCAUCGGAUGCAUACUACAAACGCCGCACGAGCACCCUUAUCGAAGCCCUCGUUCGCAAACUCUUGCAGCUCGAAGCCGAUCUAAACGGUUCCAUGGAAAAGUCGCAUGACUAUAUUUCCCUUGGGAUUAGAGAGACAGUAAAUGUUCUACAUGUUGUAUUACCGGGAGCAUGGUCCCGAAGCAAUGAAGAGAACGCUGACCUCAUCACCCUUCUGAUCGAACAUGUGGAUGGGCAUGGCCGUCACUUUUUGCAGCACUCUACCGUAGACUUCUUUAAGGAUAUUGCGCUGGCGCGUCCGCCACAUGUGAUCACCAAAUAUGUCUUGAGGUACGCCCAGAAAGCCUGGGACGGUAAGAACAAGAAGCCAAGAGCAAACAGGUCCGGAGUCUUCAUCACGGAGGAAGCAGCAUUGGUGACGCCAUGGAUUAUGUUCAAAGCGAUCCACCAUGCGUAUGAAGCUAAAUUUUUUUCCAACGCAUAA
Molecule: messenger RNA, 561 nt
Organism: Mytilinidion resinicola
Lineage: Eukaryota; Fungi; Ascomycota; Dothideomycetes; Mytilinidiales; Mytilinidiaceae
Exons: 2
Coding region: 1-561 (186 amino acids)
Source: RefSeq, a predicted model, not a curated record